AGAGAAGUUAAUAUGGAUCAAGGACACCACAUCACCAGUGAAAUGGAAAUUGGUUUAGUGCAAGGAAAGAACUGUUGACUGCAAAGCAUGGCGCGCUAUAAAAACCUUUGGGUAUGUUUGAAUCAGCAUCAGUCGAAAGCUGACAAUCACCCAAACAACUUUGAAAAUUGCGGAUCAGAAAAAUUUUGAGAUGUUGAACAUAAAAACUGUGUUGUGUUUGGCAGCCGUGUUGGUUGCAGUAAUGGCCGAGCCUGAACCUCAACAUUACCCCAAUACUUUCUUUCCUCCACCAACUUCUUACCCUAAACCAGAAUACCCCGAACGAGCUCCAGCGUACCCCAAACCUUCCUAUCCUACUCCAGCACCAGCCUAUCCAAAACCAACUUACUCUACUACACCUGCCUACCCCAAACCAACUUACCCUACUACACCAACCUAUCCAAAACCAACUUAUCCUACUACACCAACCUACCCAAAACCAACUUACCCUACUACACCAGCCUAUUCAAAACCAGCUUAUCCUACUACACCAACCUACCCAAAACCAACUUACCCUACUACACCAGCCUAUCCAAAUCCAACAUACCCUCCUCCAGCCUACCCAAAGCCAGCAUAUCCUUCACCAGUGCCAACUUAUUACCCCAAGCCAUCCUAUCCCCAACCUGCAUACCCUGCACCUUAUAACCAAAAGUACGAGAGCGAAUACUGUGACUCUCGCAAGGCCCCCAAAUGCUCGAAAAACGGCACUCUGACCUUUUGCCUUGAGGAUUCUGAAUACCCCGAGAAAGAAGUCAAGUACGCCAUCGAUUACGACCCUAUUAUUUUGAAGAAAUAUGCUGAUGUUGCAGAACAGUCGGCUGACAACUUGGUCGAUGGUCUGACAUCUUUAGCCGAGAAACAUUUCGACUAUUCUGAUUACCACGGCAACACCUUCGAAAAGGGCAACUGGGUUGGUGGUGAAGGAUACAUCUGCCCCAGUGAUGUCCUUUACGCCCGCCCUGUCCGCGCAAUCAAUGCCGAAGGUGAGUGGCGCGUCAUCGUCCAAGAAAUGGCCUGGCCCGGAUACACUCAGACCCAGCGCACCGAGACUUGUUUGUUCCCCGGCUCAUCUUGCCGCACGUUGGCACCUUGCUAUCAGAGCAAAUGCUUGCAAAAAUAUGUCUACCAGCGGAUGCUUUCCUUUGAUCCAUGUGAUCCCCAGAAGGGAAUCUUCAUUGACAUCUACAAGUUACCAUCGGCCUGUUCGUGUCACAUUUCAGCUUAAAUUCUUACGAAUCAGUAACGAUCCUUCAACAUCCCUCUUCCAAAUUUUAACAAUGGAUACUUCAUAACGAAAAUAAUUUAAAUAAUUUGAGGUCUGAUAAAUAAAAUCAGUUU
Daphnia pulicaria is the source of this 1377-nucleotide messenger RNA. RefSeq names its product proline-rich protein 3-like. NCBI's taxonomy places the organism in Eukaryota, Metazoa, Arthropoda, Branchiopoda, Diplostraca, Daphniidae. Gene Ontology annotation, biological process: central nervous system formation; innate immune response; regulation of Toll signaling pathway. The record is from RefSeq and is a predicted model, not a curated record. The transcript is spliced from 3 exons. Gene Ontology annotation, cellular component: extracellular region. Gene Ontology annotation, molecular function: Toll binding; growth factor activity. The coding region runs from base 191 to 1264 and encodes 357 amino acids.